AUGGGUGCAACCGACGUGCCACAGGCCCAAGCGGUCACAGUGAGUCUCCAGGAGCUUGUCAACGGCACGAUCUCUUUCGAAACCCUGACGGAAGCCUUUGGCCCAUCCUCGCUGGGAAUCAUCGUCGUCAAAGACCUGGACCCGGCAUUUGCUCGCCUCCGCGCCCAAGUCCUCUCCAACGCUUCCUACCUCGCUGCGCUUCCAAACGAUGAACUAGAAUCCCUCACCAGCCCCGCAGCCAAAUACCUCGUCGGCUGGUCCUGCGGCAAAGAAACCCUCCGGUCCGGCCACUUCGACACCCUCAAGGGCUCCUACUACGUGAACUGCGCCUUCUACCAGAACCCCGACCUCCAAGGUGCUCCCGCAGACAACUUCCCCGAUCUCUCCGAAUACACAGCCCCCAACAUCUGGCCGCCAGCAGACCGUCUCCCGACCUUCCGCCGCAGCCUCGAGGAGCUCUGCACGCUCAUAAUCGACACGGCCGCGCUCGUCGCGCGCGCCUGCGACCGCUACGCCCUCGCCAAUAUCGACGGCUACAAGGCGGGGUACCUCGAGCACGUGGUGAAGACCAGCCUGACGACCAAGGCCAGGCUGCUGCAUUACUUUCCGACCGACCCUACCGCUACCGCCGACGCAGAAGACGAUGAUGACUGGUGCGCGACGCACCUCGACCACGGCUGUCUCACCGGUCUGACGUCCGCCAUGUUCAUCGAUGAGGCGGCCAGUCCCCCUUCGUUGACGGAUGCCUCGGCGCCGCUGGCGGAACUGCCCCAGUCGCCAGACCCCAAGGCGGGCCUGUACAUCCAGUCCCGCACGGGUCAGGUCGUCAAGGUGAAUAUCCCCAAGGACUGUCUCGCUUUCCAGACCGGGGAGGCGCUGCAGCUCAUCACGCGGGGAAAGUUCCGGGCUGUGCCGCAUUUCGUGAAGGGGGCGAGGCCGUCGGGAGGAGCGAGGAUCGCUCGCAAUACGUUGGCGGUGUUUACACAGCCGAAUCUUGAGGAGGAGGUGGAGCCUGGGAAGAGCUUUGCGGAGUUUGCGAGGGAGGUGGUGAGUAGGACUUAUUAG
Molecule: messenger RNA, 1065 nt
Organism: Aspergillus thermomutatus
Lineage: Eukaryota; Fungi; Ascomycota; Eurotiomycetes; Eurotiales; Aspergillaceae
Exons: 3
Coding region: 1-1065 (354 amino acids)
Source: RefSeq, a predicted model, not a curated record